Scheffersomyces coipomensis is the source of this 2069-nucleotide messenger RNA. RefSeq lists its product as uncharacterized. The coding region runs from base 488 to 1756 and encodes 422 amino acids. Gene Ontology annotation, molecular function: protein binding. The record is from RefSeq and is a predicted model, not a curated record. NCBI's taxonomy places the organism in Eukaryota, Fungi, Ascomycota, Pichiomycetes, Serinales, Debaryomycetaceae. The transcript has a single exon.
CAUCAAAUUUCUUGAACAUCUUAAUUUCACUGCUAAUUUAAACAAAAAGUACUAACAAACUACGAAAGUCUUAUCUAUAUAAAAAUUGAAAUAUGAAAAUGUAGGUACAAUGGAGUACUCAUAAAACAACACUCAGAGUAACCAUUGAGACUCUUAAUAACCUCACAAUAUCAACUGUACCUUAUUAUAAAUUGUGAUUGCAAAAUUAUUCACCAAAUAGGAAUAAUAUUUGCUUAUAUAUAGGAAAUCCUGCACACAACACAUCAUCUUUCAAUUAAAAAAAAAAAAAAAUUCUAAAUCUCAUCAAAUAUUGAAAUCAUUAUAAUUUAAAAUCAAUUAAUAAUCAAUUUUGCCAUCAAUUUCAACCAUUUUUAAAAAUAAUUGUAUUAGUAUAGACUAUAAAUAUCAUUACCAUUGGUCAUUCGAUACAUUUAUUAGAAAAAACUAGAAAUUAAUAGAAAAAGUCAGAGGAAAUAGAGACAAUACAAUGGCUGAUCAAUAUAAUAAUCCUGAAGUGGAAAAUGUUGGAGAUGAAGAAGAUCAAGAAGAAUUCUUAAACUUGAAUGAAGUCGAUGAAGAAGUUCCUGAAGAUAAUGGCCCCGUGCCUGAUGACGAAGAAGAUGAUAUGGACAUGGAUGAUGAAAAUGGUGAAACUAUAGAAAUCGAUAUGUCUAAUAAUUCAUGGGCUUAUUUUGAUAAACAUACUGAUAGUAUAUUCACUAUUUUUAAACAUCCUGUCUUACCUUUAGUGGUUACUGGAGGGGGUGAUAAUACUGCAUACUUAUGGACUACUCAUACUCAACCUCCAAGAUUUGUAGGUGAAUUACAAGGUCAUAAAGAAUCAGUUAUUAGUGGUGGAUUUACUUCUAAUGGAGAAUUUGUCAUCACUGCUGAUAUGAAUGGUUUCAUUCAAGUUCAUAAAGCUAGUAAAGGAGGAGAAAAAUGGACUAAAUUCGCUGAAUUGGAUGAAGUUGAAGAAGUCUUAUUCGUCAUUGUUCAUCCUUCCUUACCAUAUUUUGCAUUUGGAGCCAAUGAUGGUUCAGUAUGGGUUUAUCAAAUUGAUAAAUCAUCUAAAUCUUUAGUUCAAAUCAUGUCUGGAUUCUCUCAUUCCUUAGAAUGUAAUGGUGGUGUAUUCAUUGAAGGUAAAGAUGAAAAUGAAUUAACUUUAGUAACUAUUUCUGAAGAUGGUACUAUUGUAAAUUGGAAUUGUUUUACUGGAGUAGUGAAUUAUAAAUUACAACCUUAUGAUGAUUUCAAAGGUACUGAAAGUCCUUGGGUUACUAUUAAAGUUUAUAAAAAUGUCAUUGCUGUCGGUGCUAGAGAUGGUCAAUUAACCAUUAUAAAUAAUGAUACUGGUAAAAUCGUUCAUAAUGUCAAAACUUUAGAAAAUGUCGAUGAUGUGAAUGAAUUAUCAAUUGAAGCUCUUAGUUGGUGUAAAGCUAAUGGAAUCAAUCUUUUAGCUGUGGGUUUAGUCUCUGGUGAUAUAUUAUUAUUUGAAACUUUCCAAUGGAGAUUACGUAGAACUAUUAAAGUGAAUGAUGCCAUUACAAAAUUAGAAUUUAUAAAUGAUACCCCAUUAUUAGUGGGUUCAAGUAUGAAUGGUAAGAUCUAUAAAUGGGAUGCUAGAACUGGUGAAGAAAUAUUUGCUGGUGUAGGUCAUAAUAUGGGAGUGCUAGAUUUUGCGGUCCUUGAUAAUGGGAAACAACUUAUAACAGCUGGUGAUGAAGGUGUCUCAUUGGUAUUUAAACUUGAAUAGGUUACAUUAACUUGUUCCAUAAAAAUCUGUACAUUAUAUAUAUAAAAAGCUUCUGUUAGAUAUUCAUUUCAAAUGCAUUAAUUAAUCGUGUAUCUGUAUUACGUAGACCAUAAAUGUGUAUAAACCAGUUUAGCACUUUUUAGCAGUAAUUGAAAUAAAUUUUGAUACUGGAACUGACGCGUUUAAAAAAUUAAAGCAGCCAAACAGUCAAACGCGAUAUCAAAACAAAAAUAUUUAAACCAUUUUAAAUUGCAACUGAUUAGAACCAUCUAAAGACAUAUAUAUCAAGGAUGACUCAGGAUAUAGAACCACC